Molecule: messenger RNA, 175 nt
Organism: Closterium sp. Naga37s-1
Lineage: Eukaryota; Viridiplantae; Streptophyta; Zygnematophyceae; Desmidiales; Closteriaceae
Source: the annotation of a GenBank genome assembly
GCCUCGUGGUUCUCUUCUGCGCGGCGCCUGUAGCCAUGACUUCAGCGGCGUUUGAGGUCAAGGCCACGGAUAUGAAGAAAUUCUUCCCGGCAAAUCCCCCGCAGCCAACCUUCUACAGUGUUCCGGUGACGUCACUCGAAUCGCAGGGGACAGUGAUCGUGCGAAUGCCAGCCGA